AAUGCGUUUUGUUAUUGACAUCUUAAUCGAUACAAUACCGAGUCUUAAAAGAACCAACGUCUGUAUAUGAGGCGUCAAAGGUUGCGAUGCUUUUCUGUGCUUUGGCUGCUCAUUGUAAAUUUUCUGCCUUGUUUGUGGAUAGGGGUUGCUCAAACCUUCUUUGGUAUUUGUUCUUGCCUAUUUACUAUCGGCUCUCUCCAGGGAAUGACAUAUCGGGUGAAGCUUAGCUGUUAAGAGGUCUAAUUUCUCAUUUACUUGGGUGACUAUAUUCAUCUACUCUGUUAAGUUUUUUUAUGGCCGAUUAAUGUUUUUUACGGAAUGAUGGAGCGUGUUUCUGCUCUUCCUUCAGAUGUGAUCUACCAGGUAGUUGAAUUAGCUCUUCAACUUCUUGAGUGCACACUGGAUCAAGCCAGGAAAAUUGCAGCCCUAUUUUUUGCUGUGCUGCAUUUGUUUUCGGGGUAGUUCUUGAUGCUUUUGAUUCUCAGGAUGGCUUACAGAAGUUACUGGGGCUUUUAAAUGAUGCUGCAUCCGUAAGGUCUAGAGUAAAUUCUGGGGCACUAGGACUCCCUAGUUCAGAAUCACUUCGGAAUGGCAGGUCACCUGCAGAAGUACUUACUUCAUCAGAGAAACAAAAAGCUUUCCGCACAUGUGUUGCCUUGCGGCAGUACUUCAGAGCACAUCUUAUUAUGCUUGUGGAUCCAAAUAAGAACACUCCAAGUGCAGCUCAGAAUCUUCCAAGUGUAAGGUCUGCUUUCAAGCCGCUUGACAUCGGUGAUGAAGCUGUGGAUGCAGUAUUCCUGCAGCUACAGAAGGACCGAAAGCUGGGUCCUGCAUUUGUGAGAACUCAUUGGCCUGCAGUAGAUAAGCUUUGGGUCCUAAUGGACUUAUUACUAUGUUGGAGUUAUGACAGGCUCCACCUGUUGAGCGUUAUUUACACGAUUACUUCAAUAUGCAUUGGGUGUUCUGCAUUUUGUUGCAUUGGUCCCUAGCAGCCGCAAGAUGAUUCGACAUUAAGCAAUAAUCGUGCAGCUGGUGGUAGCUAUCUGGACCUUGAGUUAAAGACCUGCUUAUGAGUCAUUUCUUACUUUGUAGUGUUGCUGUUCUGAUAUCAAUGCAUUUAAUCUGAUUUUCUAUUUGUCCCAGAUAUUCAACCGGCGCUUAAUGUGUAUGGCGAUGGAAUAGGCAGUAAGAAAUAUUUGAGAAUUAUAAUUGGGCGUGUCAUAUGUCGUAUUUAAGGUCAUCGAUAGUCGUUUAGACUUUCAAAAUGUUGUUUUAAUUUCUAUAACAAAAUUCGGACCUUUUGAUUUCUAUAUGAUUAAUGUAAUUUAAUUUUCGUUUUAAUUCCCUAAGCUUUUGAGUUGUCCAACGAAGUUGUAAAUGGCUUAUUUAAGUCGUUGAUGUUAUUAUUGUAACUCAUCUUUUCAAUCAACAAUCAAAGAUCCUUUGGGAUUUUUAUCAAA
Molecule: messenger RNA, 1460 nt
Organism: Malus domestica (apple)
Lineage: Eukaryota; Viridiplantae; Streptophyta; Magnoliopsida; Rosales; Rosaceae
Source: RefSeq, a predicted model, not a curated record